AUGGAUGAGCUGUUGGAUCGCUGUCUGCUGCAAGCCCUCUCCGUCUCUGUCAAACCCUCUCACGUGCCCCUCCCAGCUAGCUCCCUCUGGUCCAAUCACGUGCUGCCAUGUCGGUCGCCCGGCACCACAGUGGACAUCAAGAAGUCGUCUCACAAGAAGCUGAGCAAGUGGAUGCAUGCCAAGGCUGUUGAUGGGCUGAUAAGCAGCAAGGAGGACAAGCACCGCAGGGAGUUCAUCAUCUCGUCUAUCAAACCCGCUUUCCAUGCUCCAACCCACCACUUCCGUUGCACCUUUUCUGAUGCACUCAUCGCCCACGCCACCCUCCUCCCCCUGCCUUUUCAGAUAAGCGGCAAGGAGGACAAGCACUGCAGGGAGUUCAUCCUCUCGUCUAUCAACCAUCGCCACCAGGCCCUCCUCGCAUUCUCGCCUUAUAAGACAGCCCAAUCCCCCACGACUGCACCCAAAGGUAGCUUCGGGGUAGCUACUGGAAGCGCCACCGUCACAACCACCACCACGGUAGAAGAGGUGUUCAAACCGUCUCUCCACGUGUCUCCUGUCUUUGAGUCCGUAGGGCUCGAUCCACACGCCUUCUACUCCCCCUCAGCUGUUCACAGCGCUGCGAUUUGCUAUAUCUCCCUCCACUCCCUCCUCGAGCCCUCCGACCCCUCUAUAGUCGUCCUCGAUGCAACGCUCUACGACGCACUGUACAAAGGCGCGAUAAAAAAGGGUGCGACUUACCCUGCACAAUGUCCCAAGAGGGAUAUAGGCCCCAUGUUAUUGCAGCGAAUGCAGGCGCAACACAGGGUGGAGAGGGCGGGGAGGAGCGUGGAGCGGAAGGGGGAGCUGGAACCAGUGGAGAUAUUUGUGAGGGGGCGACAGGGCAGCAGGAGAGUGACACGGGUGACAGGUGUGGAGACUUAUCUGGUGGAGGCUGAACCUCUUGCUGCUGAGCUGCAGAAGAAGUUUGCCUCAGGCGCGUCUGUGGCUCCAGUGCCAGGUGGGUUCACCUGCAACGGGCGCCAGGUGGGUUCACCUGCAACGGUCCUAGAAGCAGAGCUGCACGGUGCCAGCCAUGUGAGUAAAGCAGAGCUGCACGGUGCCAACCAAGUGAGUAAAGCAGAGCUGCACAGUGCCAGCGAUGUGAGUAAAGCAGAGCUGCACGGUGCCAGCCAUGUGAGUAAAGCAGAGCAGCAUGGUGCCAGCCAUGUGAGUAAAGCAGAGCUGCACGGUGCCAGCCAUGUGAUUAGAGCAGAGCUGCAGAAAUGCUAG
Molecule: messenger RNA, 1269 nt
Organism: Closterium sp. Naga37s-1
Lineage: Eukaryota; Viridiplantae; Streptophyta; Zygnematophyceae; Desmidiales; Closteriaceae
Source: the annotation of a GenBank genome assembly